AUGGACAUGGACAGGCGACAGGCGACAGGCCUUCUCGUGCUGGUCCCCCAAGCGAGCGCGAUGCCCCAGAUUGGUGGCGACAUCAGACCGCCAGUGCACGCUGCUCGAGUAGGCGGUCCUGCAGGACAGCUCAUCACCUGUAGCACUGCCGACGAAUCAGCGCGCAUCCAGCCCGCGCCUGCUGCACGACGCCCAAAGCCCUCAGCUACGACGAUGCGGUGGGACCUUUGUCGCCCACCGGUGGCUAGCCAGCCCAUCCCCGCCUUGUACAGACAUUCGUCGACAGCGCAUCCUAUGAUCGGCCCUAGACUGACUCUUGACGAGACAUGGCGGGAGAGCAUCGCCCGGUCGCGCGCCAUGCCUACCGAGAAUAUGCGACACUGUCUUGACCGCACCGGCACUGCAAAUCCGACCGCCCCAGAACAGCGUAGGAAGAUGCGCUGCCAACGCAUGCAUAUGCGCCAGCUGUCAAAAGCUGGCCUGCACGCGCAGAGGUUGCCGUCUUCCUACUUCAUCUCGGCCUGCAUGCUCAUCUGGGCGAACCUGUUCUCCGAAAGGGAUAUCCCGGCCACGUCCAAUGAGCCGCACACAACAGCAAGGCGACUGUGCUAG
Messenger RNA from Parastagonospora nodorum SN15, 612 nucleotides. RefSeq lists its product as hypothetical. The record is from RefSeq and is a predicted model, not a curated record. The coding region runs from base 1 to 612 and encodes 203 amino acids. Lineage: Eukaryota; Fungi; Ascomycota; Dothideomycetes; Pleosporales; Phaeosphaeriaceae. The transcript has 2 exons.